GUGGUCACGUGGCCGUCGGUCACCGCUGCCACCGCCCCCUCCCGCUCUGUUCUCUUUCUGGUCGGGUCGGGCCCGGCCGGCACCACGAGCGCCCUGCAGAGACUGAGGGAGAGAGAAAGAGGAGGGGAGGAGGAGGAGGAGGAUUCAGGGAGUAGGAGCUGGGGAGCCCUCCCGCGCCACAGAAAAUUAAAUUUCCAGAGACUUGGUGAAGAUAGGGAAACUAUCAGAAAGACUAUAGCACUAUUGUACUACUUGUGGAGGAGACCUCUGUUAUACAGAGCCUGAAGUCAUCUAUGAUCCAUAACAAGAGCAUAAGUUUUCAAGUGUCAGUUAGAUUUGUGGAUCAAUAAAGUUUUCCUGAUAGGUAGUCACUUUUGGUGACAGUGUCCAGUUCUCAAAAUGUAUCAUUCCUUAUCUGAAACUAGACAUCCUCUGCAGCCAGAAGAACAAGAAGUGGGCAUUGAUCCUUUGUCUAGCUACUUAAACAAGCCUGCAGGAGAUUCAAAUCAAAAUGGAAGAAGAACAAGUUCUACUUUAGAGUCUGAUGGGACUUUUAAUUCCUAUAGGAAAGAAUGGGAAGAACUCUUUGUAAACAACAAUUACUUGGCAACAAUAAGGCAGAAGGGGAUUAAUGGGCAGCUGAGAAGCAGCAGGUUCCGCAGCAUUUGCUGGAAGCUCUUUCUUUGUGUUCUUCCUCAAGAUAAAAGUCAAUGGAUAAGUAGAAUUAAAGAAUUAAGAGCAUGGUAUAGCAACGUUAAAGAAAUACAUAUCACAAACCCGAGGAAAGUUGUUGGCCAGCAGGACUUGAUGAUCAAUAAUCCCCUUUCCCAGGAUGAAGGGAGUCUUUGGAACAAAUUCUUCCAAGAUAAAGAACUUCGUUCAAUGAUCGAACAGGAUGUCAAAAGAACGUUUCCUGAAAUGCAGUUUUUCCAACAAGAAAAUGUGAGAAAAAUUCUUACAGAUGUUCUUUUCUGUUAUGCUAGAGAGAACGAGCAGUUGCUUUAUAAACAGGGCAUGCACGAGCUGCUGGCGCCCAUAGUCUUCACCCUCCACUGUGACCACCAAGCCUUUCUUCAUGCCAGUGAGUCUGCACAACCAAGUGAGGAAAUGAAAACUCUCUUGAACCCUGAGUACCUGGAACAUGAUGCCUAUGCAAUGUUCUCACAACUUAUGGAAACUGCUGAACCUUGGUUUUCUACUUUUGAGCAUGAUGGUCAAAAGGGGAAAGAAACCCUGAUGCCUCCUAUUCCCUUUGCUAGACCGCAGGAUUUGGGACCAACAAUUGCUAUUGUUACUAAAGUCAACCAGAUCCAGGAUCAUCUACUGAAGAAGCAUGAUAUAGAGCUUUACAUGCACCUCAAUAGACUAGAAAUUGCGCCACAGAUAUAUGGGCUACGGUGGGUUCGGCUGCUGUUUGGACGAGAGUUCCCCCUGCAGGACCUUCUGGUGGUCUGGGAUGCCUUGUUCGCAGAUGGCCUCAGCCUGAGUUUAGUUGAUUAUAUCUUCAUAGCCAUGUUGCUCUACAUCCGAGAUGCUUUGAUCUCUAGUAACUACCAGACUUGUCUUGGCCUUCUGAUGCAUUACCCGCUAAUUGGGGAUGUUCACUCACUGAUUCUUAAGGCUCUGUUCCUUCGAGAUCCAAAGAAAAACCCAAGACCAGUGACUUACCAAUUCCAUCCAAAUUUAGAUUAUUACAAAGCACGAGGAGCAGACCUCAUGAAUAAAAGCCGGACCAAUGCCAAAGGCGCUCCCCUGAAUAUAAAUAAGGUCUCUAAUAGCCUGAUUAAUUUUGGAAGAAAACUGAUUUCUCCAGCGAUGGUCCCAAGUGGUACAGGUGGCCCUGUACCAGGAGGUAGUGGGGCCGCUUCCUCCCCAGCCGUGGUUCCCACCAGGACCUUGGCAGAGGCUCCCAGGCACCCUUUGCAGCAACAGCAGCAGCAGCAGCAGCAGCAGCAGCAGCAGCAGCAACAGCAGCAACAGCAGCAGCAGCAGCAGCGGCUGAUGAAAUCGGAAAGCAUGCCAGUGCAACUGAACAAAGGACAAAGUUCUAAAAACAUCAGUUCAUCUCCAAGUAUUGAGAGUCUGCCUGGAGGAAGGGAGUUUACAGGCUCCCCACCAUCAUCUGCUACUAAAAAGGACUCCUUUUUCAGCAGCAUCUCCCGUUCCCGCUCACACAGCAAAACUAUGGGCAGAAAAGAAUCUGAAGAAGAAUUAGAAGCCCAAAUUUCCUUCCUUCAAGGACAGUUGAAUGACCUAGAUGCCAUGUGCAAAUACUGUGCAAAGGUGAUGGACACUCAUCUUGUAAAUAUUCAAGAUGUGAUAUUACAAGAAAAUUUAGAAAAAGAAGAUCAAAUUCUGGUUUCCCUGGCAGGAUUAAAGCAGAUCAAAGACAUUCUAAAAGGUUCCCUGCGUUUCAACCAAAGCCAGCUGGAAGCCGAGGAGAAUGAGCAGAUCACCAUCUCCGAUGACCACUACUGCUCCAGUGGCCAGGGCCAUGUGCCUGGGGCCACCAAGCAGACCCCUUCAGCAGCGCAGGGGCGCACAGAGAGAGGUGGCCCGGACGACUUCAUCCUCGUCUCCAAGGAUGACGACGGGGGCAGCACCAGGGCGCCCCCGCCCGGCCAAGCGCAGCCCCUACGACUCCUCAGGAGCUUGGCCCGCCCCGCCCUGGUUUUCUCAGACCCGCUGACUGGUCCGGCUUCGGCCCCCUCCAGCAACCCCAGUUCCAGCCCCGAUGACGACAGCAGCGGCCACAGCAAGGACUCGGGCUUCACCAUUGUGAGCCCCCUGGACCUCUGACCGCCGCCUGGCCAGCCCCGCAGCCCCGAGGAGAUGCCUCUGAAACCCAGCCUCUUCCCAGCGUGCACGUGGCCUUGGGGCAGCCCUCGGAAGGUGCAGAGAGAAGCAGGGGGACAUCAAGCACGGUGGGACCUUGCCUCAAAAGCAGACAGCUUGUCCCAGCCCCAGUAGCUCACCUCCACCCCUGCACCCCCCGCCGCUGCCCUGAGGUGACGCUGGGUAAAGACCCAGCGUCACACUCACGGUCAAAAAAGACCAAAUCACAGCUAGAAUCUCUUUCCCUCUGUCCUCUCCUCCCCAACUGAGAAGGUGUGGCCACUCCGACAGGUACAUCUAGAAGAAGGAAAGAAGGGUUUCACAUCUUCCCUCUCUCAGAGCAUCAGGCAUAGGAAAACUGAUACCAAAAAAACAUUCUCUCUGGAAAUCUCGAUCUCACCCUAUUUCAUUAUUUCUCCCUUGGGAAGCCAUACAGCACUGCCAGGAGCAACAGAAUGGACGGGAACUUGUGGUUUCCAGGACUGAAACAAGCCUCACAGAAAAUUGAAAUGCUCUUUAGAAACAGGGUCUAAACUUAGGAAAUCUAUUUAGGUGUAACAUGGUUCAGAUUUUUUUUUUCAUUUUACUAAAGAAUUCAUUUCCUAAAACCAGAUCAACUCUGGCCAUCCCUGCCCCUCCUUAAACAGUUGUAUUUCACACUUUAGAAUCUUCGAAGCCAGAAGAUAAGGUCAUUUAGCCAUGUAUUAGCCGUGAAUGUACACCCUGACUCUGGUGUGACAGGAUGGCGGAGCUCGCACAGAAGAGGAUCUAGACUAGCAGGAGAAACAUUGCGACUUUGGGACAACUCCCCAGCAAGCAUGCUGUUCUUUUCCAUCGCUUGGCUUAUCUCUUUGAAGAAAGGGUCAAAAGAAGGCUGACCUCUUUAGAGGAAAGGUGGAGCAAACCCUGGGCUUUGUCACUCCCCACCCACCUGCCCCCAAAGACCUCAGGCAAUGCAUUUUAUCGCUUUUGUCUGGGACUCUGCAUCUGGGAGAGGAUGCCUCAGACAGAACCACAGACCCCUUCAGCUCGAAAGUUUGCUGAUUUUAACAGCCUGUAUGAACCACAGCAAAUGACAUGUGCCUUGCUCUCAGCGUCAUUUAAGUCACAGGUUAGAUGAUUAGUGCCUGCCGUUACUGUAAAUGUAGCCAUUUUUUUUGUUUCAUAUUUUUAUUUUUUUGAUUUCUGGAUUUUCACUUUAAAUUGAAUAUUGCUGUUUACUUGCCAGUGAAGUUCAAGGAUUGCUAACAAUAAUCUAACUUACACAUUAUUUUAUUUCUCAGACUAUAAAUCUACUUUUAAUUCUUUACUAUUUUCUUUUUUUUUUUUUUCCACAUAGAGUUCUGAAAUGAGCUAAGAGCCUAACUAAGCUCCCUGCUGGCUGCUGGCUGCUGGCAGCAGGAAACUGCACUAUUAUUCAAACAACAGAGGUUUAAUUUUCUAAACAGAAUGACACUGAACAAAGACCAGUGGAGAUGCGCACCUUGAUUAAAGUACAUUAUCAGCAAACAAAUGACAAGAACUAGGCAAAGGAGUUGUGUUUUAAAAGGAGAUUUCAGGGUCUUGGCAGAAGUAAAUUCAAUAUAUUAGCCUGAGCAUCUAAUAAUGAGUCACCAAGUUAUAGAUGCCAUCAUAGUUAACUGGUUGACUUACCUGAAUCACUGACAAGAAAAUGGACAAAUAAGAAAACAGUUAGUGAAGAUCUAGGAAGCCUUUACUCUUCCAAAAUUUGAGAGCAAUUUGGUUUGGGAGAAGAAAUAGACUGCAGUGUCCAGUAUCAAAAAUCAUAUGUUUCACCAAUUUGGAAAAGAAAGUUUUGGAGGAAAGAUUCAGCUGGCCGGAGGAGAGCUGCACCUGCUCCAGCCCCUCCACCUGCUGCCGGCUCACUGUCUGCACUACCUUAAGGCUCACUUUGCUUCGGCAGGAACCGACAACGCUGAGAAGGGGGAAGCAGUGUUGGUUGAUUUACAAACAACAGCUGCCACUGGGUAAAGUCAUGGCCACUGUAUGUACCAAAAGCAAAAUAUCAAGCCAGGCAAGCAACUUACUUUUGACAAAGGGGUCCACCAAGUAACUGGCUCUUCUUAAGAGGAGAAUAUCUUGGACUGGAAAUUUUCAAAGUUAAACCUUCAAUUAAAUGCACACACUGCUAUUGGAGAAAUAUCAUAAAACAUCUUUUUAAUGUGAACACUACUUCUUACAAUGCAAAAUUAUGUACAGUGUGUUGCUUCCAGGUUGCUUUACAUUGUCUACACGCUAGCUGGUGUUUCCAGCUGGGAGCCUUUGUCCAGCCACAGCGCCCUUGAACCCAACAGCUCUCUAAGUUCAGGGAGUCUGGCUACUUACAGUCUCCUCAGUAACCAUGGCUCAGCAGGCACGCCCCCCCCCCCCCCAAAUCAUCUAUGCCCCAGAGACCCCAGUGAUCAUACAUAAGUAAAAGUUGUAGAUUAGAUUUUUCCCCAAUAAAUACUAAUUAAACAGUACAAUCCAUCUUUAAGACAUUGUUUUCAAACAGGAAAAUGUCGUCUGUUUCUCAAUGGAACUAGAGUGACUACUCCGUUGUUCACACUAGAACCGAGUUAUGAUGCUUUUGUAUACAAAUAUAGCAUAUUUGGGCCAGGAAUAUAGUUUCUUGUUAAAGAGUUUAUUUGCCUCCACACGCAGGGUUGCUACAUACAUUCACAGUUUUAAGAGACUGCAAUAGCUAUUCCAGUUGUGCUUUAAAAUCUCCAAUAUUAUUUUCAUUAGUGAGUGCAAAGCAAAUGUCCCAUCUGACUACAGUUGGUCCUGGAGUUAUAAACUCCAUAAUGAUCUCUAGAGAGCUCCCUCAUUCUCCAGUUUCAUCAUUUGCUUUUUCAGGUAUGACUUCGAGGCUCCGGCGUGGCUUCUGAAUGUCGGCAUUUUCUGUGCCCGGUUUAUUGAGCCCACAGGAAACAGCCGCAUAGUGGAUCUGCUUCAGGUUCUCCACAGUCUCAUUCUUGGCAUACUUCAAGAGAUCCGCUUGUCCCUGUGAUAAAACAUGCAAUUAAAUAGUGUGAUUACAAUUUGACAACAUAGGUCUUCCAUUGACAUAGAAAUAUUUCCAUUCCGUAAUAGAGGGCAUAUCUAUUUAUUAUCAGCACUGCAUCCAAAUAGGUCAGUUUUAACAACAACAAAACAAGUUUGUUUUACCAGUCCGCAAUACCAGACUCCAAGAGUGUGCUACCUUUUCAGUCCUUUCCAUUUUCUGGGUACUUUAUUUUUACACAUAUGGAAUCAAGGAGACUAUUCUUCUGUUGCCUUGUUUUUUUUCAUCAGAAGUUAUGUCUUGGCAGUAUUUCCAUGUCAGUAUAUGUAGAUCUACCACAGGAUGACAGGGUAUGUUAAAGCAAAACUCUGCAGAUGGUCUAGGAUAAUUAAGGUAGUAAUAUCAGAGUUCUUUAUCUGGUAAAUCCUGUGUUUCUUGUGUUCAGACCAGUCACCACGGCACCUUGAACAGACUAGGCCUUGGGCCAUCCUCCAGAGGAGACUCAAAGGAACCUUACAGGCAGUGAUCCCAAGGCCAAGGAGUGGCCAGACUUUACCCCCAUCACUUUUACUUUGCUCUGUGCACCCACAUCCACAUGCCUGCCACGUCCUAGAGUUAGGACACCCAGUUGAGGGAAGAGCAAAUCUGAGAGAAGGGAGGGUGUUCCUGGCAGCGUUCCUGUCCCAUCCCUUCAGAAGAACAGAGGCUAUGGAAAACGCUGCCACCCACCUACCUCCCAGGGUGCCUGGUUUUGGAGACGCCUACUAAACUGGCUUUGCAAUGUGUUCAGCUGAGAGACUCAAACCCGCUCUGGAUUCACACAUUCCACUUCAAAUUGUGUCACUUACUCUACUUGGUUUUCAUCUUGAAAGAUUUAAAACAACCUUACAGGUCAAAAUACUUUAAGGUUCUUACGUAGAUUCCUAAAAUAACUUUUAAAGAUAUAGCUGAGGGCAGGGCUCCUGCCGAGAGUCCAGCAUGAUUUUCUUCCUCCCGGCGCCUCUGCCCACUGCUCACCUGGAGAGGGGACAGCCAGAAAGGAAUGACCAUCGGCAGAUGCCAAACGCUAUCUUCAACUCUUGGCCAAUCACCAGACUUUCUGUCUGCCCACAAAAGAUGUUCUAGUUUUUAAUAUAUUAAAAUAUUUUUAAUAUUUAUAUUUCAAGGCACAUCUGUUAGUGCUAUGCAGUUUGUGAGUCCAAAAUUAACAAUCACAAUUCAUUUCUCUUAUUUAGCUAAAACAAUAAGGAUUCUAGAUUUGUUAAUUUUUUCAAAGCUUUUCUUAAACUAUCUCUUAGAGAAAAACAGUCACCUUCCUUCUGAAGUGAGUGAUCAGUGUGGCCACAGGGACUCUGCCGCCCUCAGCCACAACUGUGCAGUGGCCAUGUGGUUGAAAGCCAGAGAUCAGCGGCCACCUGCUGUCCCCAGGGGCCUGUGGACACCUUUCUUCCUAGUUACACCCAGUGGAGAAAAGAGAAAGAAGAGGACACAUACCACUUGGGGAGUCUGACAGAAGCCCAAAAGCAUCAAAUAUUUUUGUUUUCAUGCAAAUAGGAAUCUAAGUUACGAGUGUCUGGUUGGACCUCAGCAUGUCUGGGGCCCACAAGGAUUUCUGGGUUGUUCUGGGGCCAAAGUCCCCAAUCCAACAGGGUUCACCUGGAUGAUGGGGAGCUGGGCUGCCUCCUGCUGCUUGGUUUGCUGUCCCCUCAGGAACACAGAGGAACAACCGAUUUUAGGUGCCUUCACUAAUAUAAUCAAGCAUGACACUAUAACAGGCCUUUCCCUCACAUCCUCUGCUUUAGUUCCUCCCUGAAGUACUCAGAUAACUUUAUCUGAUGAACAUUUCCUGAGUUGUCUGACUAGUCAGAGAAUUGUGCAUGAGCCGAUCACAUACUCCGUGACACCCCACUUCCCUCACAUGGCCUCUAAAAAGGCUUUGCUGAAACCCUUAGGGGAGUUUGGGGUUUGGGGGCACGAGCCACCCAUCUCUUUGCAAUAAAUCUUCCUCUGCUCCAAACUUGA
Molecule: messenger RNA, 7864 nt
Organism: Phacochoerus africanus (Common warthog)
Lineage: Eukaryota; Metazoa; Chordata; Mammalia; Artiodactyla; Suidae
Gene: TBC1D5
Product: TBC1 domain family member 5
Exons: 23
Coding region: 400-2799 (799 amino acids)
Biological process (GO): activation of GTPase activity
Molecular function (GO): GTPase activator activity
Source: RefSeq, a predicted model, not a curated record